Messenger RNA from Pygocentrus nattereri (red-bellied piranha), 786 nucleotides. RefSeq names its product galanin-like (gene gall). The coding region runs from base 172 to 534 and encodes 120 amino acids. The transcript is spliced from 6 exons. Gene Ontology annotation, cellular component: extracellular region. Lineage: Eukaryota; Metazoa; Chordata; Actinopteri; Characiformes; Serrasalmidae. Gene Ontology annotation, molecular function: hormone activity. The record is from RefSeq and is a predicted model, not a curated record.
AACACAUCACACAUAGUUUUUCCCAUGCCCUGCUGAAGUUUAUUUACCUUCAUUGAAAUCACAUACUGAGAUUUAUAGAGAUAUUGAGAGGAAUAGAAAGCGAGGUACAGACUCACUGAUCUCUCAUCAAGGAUUUUCACUGACUGGAAGUAAAAAGUCCUCUUUUCAGAGAUGCAGAUGAACUUUAUCCUGCUUUGUGUCUCACUGUGUGUCCUGUCUGCUCAGCUCUCAAAGACCCACAGCAUGGCUGUAACGGGUCCAGAGAAAAGAGGAUGGACACUGAAUAGUGCCGGAUACCUACUGGGACCGUAUGCUCAGAGGACUCUCACUGUGAGGCAUGGAGGUGGGGUGGGGAAGCGGAACAGGUGGCAAGAGAGCUCAAACCAGCCAACACAUCAGCCUUCAUACAGAUCUGUUACAGAUGAAUCAUAUCUCCAUUCACUCAUGGACCUCCUCAUAUACCUACGCAUGAAAGAGAAUGGAGUGACUGAGGAACUGAACAGCUCUGUACUCAAUGACGACAUGAAACGAUAGAGGGAACAGCCACCACUUCUCACAUCACAUCAUGUUUUUGACUCCUUCUUUGAAUUAUUAUGCAGGAUUAUGUGUAUUUUUCAAUAGCUCAUAAAAUGCGCAAAAGGAUUUUGAAUUCUACUAAGCGUUCAGAGUUUGUGACAUCACCACAUCAUGUGAAUUUUUUUCAAAGCAGUUUGUACACGCAUUUGAAGCUUUUUGUUGCAAAGUUGUUUUCCCCUACGCUUGCAAAUAAAGCUCCCGAUAGAGAUA